Molecule: messenger RNA, 2193 nt
Organism: Corythoichthys intestinalis (scribbled pipefish)
Lineage: Eukaryota; Metazoa; Chordata; Actinopteri; Syngnathiformes; Syngnathidae
Product: zinc finger protein OZF-like
Exons: 3
Coding region: 288-1697 (469 amino acids)
Biological process (GO): regulation of transcription by RNA polymerase II
Cellular component (GO): nucleus
Molecular function (GO): DNA-binding transcription factor activity, RNA polymerase II-specific
Source: RefSeq, a predicted model, not a curated record
GAGACUGCCUUUCCCAUCAUGCAAUCCUGGUCGGAAAUGAAAAGGACUGGCCAAGGUGGAGCAGGUUUUUCUUUGUGCACGUAUUAUUUUUCCUAGAUUUCGGUCACUUAACUAAAUCGAAGUCGCGACGACGUGUCCAGCAUUAGCCACAUUACGGACUGAAACAUCAGUCUUCAAGUUCCGCCACUCGUUGAAGUUUUGUCGCCUACUUUAGCCUAGCCUAGCUGGCCAACCGCUAACAAAACUGCCAGGCACGUCGUCAAGCGUUCAGAAAUCCAGUGGGGAAUAUGUUCGCGAGAACUACACUGGCUGCAGAAAAGUUCCAGGAGGAACUUUGUGGAGUAAAAGAGGAGCCCCCACGUCACCAUGACUCGACUAUGAGCAAAAUGAUGCACGCAAAAGUUGUUCUUCGCAGACUCGAAGACCCAGAUGUCAGCCAAGCCCGUCGUCUUGAGCACCAGGAGUCCCCAUACAUCAAGGAGGAAGAGUCCGUUCACAUUACAGGUUUCAGAAACUAUAUUGGUGCUGAGCCAGAAUCUCCUGGCGUUAAAAAGGAUGUUGAGCUCCUCCAAAUCAAAGAGGAGGAGGAGCCCGAGCCCUGUCAACAACAGAAGGAGAGAGAAAAGCAACUUCAAAUCAAAAAGGAGGAGGAGGAGAAGCUACCAUUUGGUAAAGAGGAGGAAGGUAUCACCAGUUUGACUGGUGAGCCCUUGAAGAGUGAAGAUGGUCCGAGUGAGGCCAGCAGAGGGGCUGAGCCUCCAAGUUGGGGGAGUAGCAGCAGCAGCUCAACAGAAGGAUUGCAAGCGGACAUCUACAUUGCUCCAUCAGACAGAGAUGGCACCACGUCACACUCACUUUACAAUGAUGAUGGUCAUAAGAAAUCUCACUGUGACGACAAACUCUGCAAAUGCUCUCAGUGUGGGAAAACCUUUACUAAUAAGUAUACUUAUCGUAAACAUAUGAGGAGCCACACUGGUGAAAAGCCUUUUUCUUGCUCACUUUGUGGUCAAAGAUUCGCUCAAAAGCAAAACCUACAAAGUCACGAACGAACCCACACUGGUGAAAAACCUUUUUCCUGCUCAGUUUGUGGUCAAAGAUUUGCUCAAAAGCAAAACUUGCAAAGUCACGAACGAACCCACACUGGUGAAAAACCUUUUUCUUGCUCAGUUUGUGGAAAAAGAUUCACACAGAAGAGCAUCUUAAACACACACACAAGAACCCACACUGGCGAAAAACAUUUUUCCUGCUCAGUUUGUGGUCAAAGAUUCACUCGAAAGCAAAACUUGCAAAGUCACGAACAAACCCACACUGGUGAAAAACCUUUUUCCUGCUCAGUUUGUGGUCAAAGAUUCGCUCAAAAGCAAAACUUACAAAGUCACGAACGAACCCACACUGGAGAAAAACCUUUUUCCUGCUCAGUUUGUGGUCAAAGAUUCACUCAAAAAAAUAACUUGAAAAUACACACAAGAAUCCACACUGGCGAAAAACGUUUUUCCUGCUCAGUAUGUGGUCAAAGAUUCACUCAAAAAAAUACCCUGAAAAUACACACAAGAAUCCACACUGGCGAAAAACCUUUUACCUGCUCAGUUUGUGGAAAAGGGUUUGUUCAGGCGGGAGAUUUAACAAAACACAGAAGAACCCACAUUGGCGAAAAACCCUUUUCCUGUUCAAAGAUUCACUCAAAAAAAAUACCUUGAAUAUACACACAAGGACCCACACUGGCGAAAAAGCUUUUUCCUGUUCGGUUUGUGAUCAAGAUUCACUAAAAAAAAAUAGCUUGAAAAUACAAGAAUCCACAUUGGAGAAAAACCUUUUUCCUGCUCAGUUUGUGGUCAAGGAUUCACUCUGAAGGAUCAAAUUAAGAGACGUGUGUUGGUGUGAAAAGCAGUGGUUAAUGACUUUUUAUCUGCCUGUCGUCCAUGCUGGAUUCAUCAGAUUUUGCAUGCAGGACAAUUGUAUUCUGUAGAGCUUCCUCAAAACCUGUUGCGGGUUGGCACUUUUGGUGGCUUGCAUGUGCUUUGUCCGAUCCUUGGAUGAUGUACUGUACAUCCACACUACUGCCAAAAGUAUAGGCUCACUCGAUGUAACUCUCAAGCGCCAUUAUAUAUAUCGUACUCUCUCUCUUUCAAACUACAUUAAUAAAUGGUAAUUUUUGGAACCGUAGACCCCAAAUUUAAAAAAAAAAAAUUAAAA